GAACGAUAGAGUGGGGUUAGACAGGACGUACUUUUGCUCGUCGCCGUCUUUAUCAUUCUUCCUCAUUGAAUUCGUGGUCCGGUUGACGGGCUUUCAACGUAUCAAGAUGGCUCUUCUAUCUCUACGUCUGGCCUCCUCUUUGGCGAGGCAAUUGCCAAAUGCUACGAUUCAGGUCAAUUGGCCUGCUGUCACAGUUACAUCUCGUAAAUACCAUGUAUCCUGUAGUCGUCGUUCUGCAGAAAUCUCUUCCAUUCUGGAAGAACGUAUCCUUGGCUCUGCUCCAAAGGCUAAUCUUGAAGAAACAGGCAAGGUACUUAGCAUUGGUGAUGGUAUCGCUCGUGUUUAUGGUUUAAAGAAUAUUCAGGCAGAUGAGAUGGUGGAAUUCAGUUCAGGUCUAAAGGGUAUGGCUUUGAAUUUGGAACCUGAUAAUGUUGGUGUUGUCGUCUUUGGUAAUGAUAGGCAUAUCAAGGAAGGAGAUGUUGUAAAACGUACUGGAGCUAUUGUGGAUGUUCCUGUUGGGGAAGAAUUAUUAGGACGUGUUGUUGAUGCUUUGGGUAAUCCCAUUGAUGGUAAAGGACCAUUAAACAGCAAACUGAGAUUCCGCAUUGGUACCAAAGCCCCAGGUAUCAUUCCUAGAGUAUCCGUAAGGGAACCUAUGCAAACUGGAAUCAAGGCUGUAGAUUCUUUGGUACCUAUCGGUAGAGGACAGCGUGAAUUGAUUAUUGGUGACAGACAAACUGGAAAAACUGCCCUUGCCAUUGAUACUAUUAUCAAUCAAAAACGUUUCAAUGAUGGUGGUGAAGAAAAAAAGAAAUUAUAUUGCAUCUAUGUUGCUAUUGGUCAAAAGAGAUCUACUGUUGCUCAAAUUGUCAAACGAUUGACUGACAGUGGAGCUAUUAAUUAUACUAUUAUCGUUUCCGCCACCGCAUCUGAUGCUGCUCCCUUACAGUAUUUGGCACCGUAUUCCGGUUGUGCCAUGGGAGAAUUCUUUAGAGAUAAUGGAAAACACGCUUUAAUUAUUUAUGACGAUUUAUCGAAACAGGCCGUUGCCUACCGACAAAUGUCUUUGCUACUAAGGAGACCACCAGGUCGCGAAGCUUACCCUGGUGAUGUAUUUUACCUUCAUUCGCGUCUUUUAGAGCGAGCUGCUAAAAUGAAUGAAAGUUUAGGUGGUGGUUCUUUAACUGCAUUACCUGUCAUUGAAACUCAAGCUGGUGAUGUAUCUGCCUAUAUUCCAACCAAUGUCAUUUCUAUUACUGAUGGUCAAAUCUUCUUGGAAACUGAAUUGUUCUACAAAGGUAUCCGACCAGCUAUUAAUGUUGGUCUGUCUGUAUCCCGGGUCGGAUCUGCUGCUCAAACCAAGGCCAUGAAGCAGGUUGCCGGUUCUAUGAAAUUAGAAUUGGCUCAAUACCGUGAAGUAGCUGCUUUUGCACAGUUCGGAUCUGAUUUGGAUGCUGCAACUCAACAAUUGUUGAAUCGUGGCGUGAGAUUGACUGAGCUUCUAAAGCAAGGACAAUAUGUGCCUAUGGCAAUUGAAGAACAGGUUGCAGUUAUCUACUGUGGUGUCCGCGGUUACCUUGACAAAAUGGAACCAUCGAAAAUUACUGCCUUCGAAAAAGAAUUCCUUGCUCAUAUUAGGUCUACACAACAAGAUCUCCUAGGUACUAUUGCAAAGGAAAACACCAUCAGUGAAGCAUCUGACGCUAAGUUAAAGAAGGUUGUCACUGACUUCCUUGCAUCAUUCUCAUCGUAAAUGAUUGUUAAACAUAUUUAAGUAUCAGUAUAGACAAUUAAAUGAACAUUCUUUACUAAGCAAGUUCAGUGCACAGGUGAAAUACAUUGAUAUAAAAAGUGUCACCAAUGUAUAUCGUCUGCUUAUGAUAAAUGUUAUUAACAAUUCCAAGUCCAUACAAUAAAUGCGAUAGUCAUAAUAGACGAUAGGAAAAUAUAAUUUCAGUAUAAAUUAACUUACUAUUUCUGUUAUGAUUUAAAUAUACUUCUCUUGAGAAAUAUUUACGAAA
Vespa mandarinia (Asian giant hornet) is the source of this 2021-nucleotide messenger RNA. RefSeq names its product ATP synthase subunit alpha blw, mitochondrial (gene blw). The record is from RefSeq and is a predicted model, not a curated record. Gene Ontology annotation, biological process: proton motive force-driven ATP synthesis; proton transmembrane transport. Gene Ontology annotation, molecular function: ADP binding; ATP binding; proton-transporting ATP synthase activity, rotational mechanism. Lineage: Eukaryota; Metazoa; Arthropoda; Insecta; Hymenoptera; Vespidae.